GAAAAAGCAAACAAAAGUAAAAAAGUUAACAAAAAAAUGGAACACUAUUGAAAAUUUUGGUCCGUUUAAAUGACGUAGAAAAAGUCGAUAAAAUGAAGUUUCAUGAUCUAUUGUACAAAGGAAAAUUAUAAAUGGAAAAAAGAUAAAAUAGUUAUAAUACACAAGUAAGGCACACUCAGACGUCAAAUUUAUAAUCAGGUAUGGAUAUGAACGAUGACGAUCCGGAAGACGUGAAACGUGCAGUCUCGAUACAGAAAGAAAUAAAUAAAGGUGAAAGGGAUGACAAAUUUGAGGGAUAUCCACGUUUUGAAAAGAAGAAAGAAAAAUGGUUACGCUGCGUCAAACCAUCGGCGAAGAAGAAAGCCCAAAAAUCUAUGGCGGAGAGUGAAUGUUGCGAGAGAAAAAAAGCAUCAACGGCAGCAAUGAAGGAAAAAAAGCAAGUAAAAGUGAUGAUUUAUGGUAAACCCUGCAUUUUUCCAAAACUGGACAUCAUUCCGAGGCAUUGUCUGUCAAAAAAAAAAUACAUCGAUGUGCUAGCGACUCCGAGUCGUAGAUGUCCACCAGCGUGUCUGCAAGAGGAAGUGAUAAGAAAAAUUAAGCCAGUUUCUCAAAGAAUCAAAGAAUUAGCUCGACCACCGAAACAUCGUAUGUUGAUAACCCUGCAGGAGGGGGCUUCUAGAUUAAAACCCGAAUUUGUGGACAAUUUAAUCAAAUCAUUGGAGGGUGAAACUUGUUUAACGCCAGAGCAAGCAGCAAAAGCGUUUCGUAAUAAAAAACGUCAAACAAUAUCUCAGAGACGAAAAAAGGAACGUAAGUUUAAUCGUCCUACGCGAAUAGCUAAGAAACCAGGUGCAUUGAGUGCAACAAUAUUAGAUAAGGAUGCUAUAACUUGUCAAUAUAUGAUGGCCGAACGUUUUGUUAAGAGUAUUCUUAAUUGGAGAUGUCCAAUACCAAAAGAAGAAUACGAAGAUAUAGCUAACGUGAUAAUCAAGAGAUUAAGUUAUGUUCUUGAAUAUACACCAUUAGAUGAGAGCGAUCGUAAGUCGCAACAAAUGCGUUUUCUCUCGGAUGUUGUAGCUUGUUGGAUAUCCGGAGUGCUUUUCGAAGUUGCGGAAGAUCGUAAGAAGGAAUUGGAACAAAUGUGCGAGGAGAAACGAAAGGAAGAAGAAGAAGAAGAAGAAGAAGAAGAAGAAGAAGAAGAAGAAGAAGAAGGAUGA
Polistes dominula (European paper wasp) is the source of this 1217-nucleotide messenger RNA. RefSeq lists its product as uncharacterized. The record is from RefSeq and is a predicted model, not a curated record. Lineage: Eukaryota; Metazoa; Arthropoda; Insecta; Hymenoptera; Vespidae.